Molecule: messenger RNA, 5997 nt
Organism: Petromyzon marinus (sea lamprey)
Lineage: Eukaryota; Metazoa; Chordata; Hyperoartia; Petromyzontiformes; Petromyzontidae
Gene: CRACDL
Product: CRACD like
Source: RefSeq, a predicted model, not a curated record
UGAUGGUGACCCGCUCAUUGAUCGACGUGUGCAUGACUCCGUGGCACGGAGCUGAACUGGAACACGUUGCUGUAAAUAAUGAAACACAAGCACAGCUCCUCCUCCUCCCUCCUCCUCCUCGCCUCACUAAGCCGCACGUCCAAUCCGAGCGAGCUCAGCAGAGAGGGGCGCCUCCUCGUGACGAGGAGAGAGGAAGGGAGAGCGUGUGGGGAGGCACAGAGGGGAGAGAGAGGUGGGGGAGAGAGAGAGAGUAGGGGAGAGGCAGAGAGAGAUACCGGAGACCGUGAUGAGCUCAUUGCUCCGCUACAAGUCCACAACAUCCAGUCUCUCCUCGGCGUUCUCUCAAGGAUCCGUCGUCAGCUCGAGUCCGCAGUGGCAGAGUCUGGAUGCGUCCGCGCCCGUGAGCUGCCCCGCCUGUCUGUCGUGCGUCACGUCUCUCCGUUAGGAAGAUGCGCAGAGAUGCGUGAGCAGGAGUGACCGCACUCGCCCAUCCCGCCCGGAUCAUCGGGCGUCCUCACUCCCCCCCGCCCCCUACGGAUCAAGACACCAACGUGCAGGGGCAGCGGCCGGAUCAGAGGUCGUCCCCAUGGCAUCGGACGCCACGGAAACCAAACAGGAAGCGGAGAUGGAGCCAACGGGCGAAGCCCCUUCGAGUGGGAAGCGCCGCUUCCACUUCCGCCAACAGCUGCGGAGGCUCUUCAUGAGGGCCAAGAAGAAACCCAACACCCACAGCGGUUCCGUGACGCUGCUUAACGUCCCAGGCGCUGAUGACAACCCUGACGACCGGCUGGGUGCCCGCGCCAUGUCCCUGGACAGCGUCUUCCAGCCGGACGCGGCGUCCGCCCAGCCCGAGCGGCCGUCCCGCGUGCUGUCCCAGGACAACCUCGCCGGCCGCGUCAGCGCCUUCAAGAAUCAGCUGCUGCGGACGCUGCGCAUCGCCUCCCCGUCCCGACUCAUCCCCAAGCGGCGAGCGACGCCAGAGGGAACGGCGGCGGCGUCGGCAUCCUCCGCGCGGUGGUCGCAGGGCUCCUUGAGAAAAAAUGGGACGCAGUCCUUGCCGAGGGAGCAGGCGCUGGUACCUGAACUGGUGCCGGCGCCUGAUCGGCCCCUGACUCCUGAACAGGGAGGCAGCAGCUGGUGCACGCCGCUCAGCCUGGACGAGCGGCCCACGUUCACGGCGACGCUCGACAACACGGCCGCCAAGCACCGCAUGGCCGUGCGGCCCCGGAACCAGCGCACGGGCGCAAGGCCACGCCGCGCUGCCGACGCGAGUGACGGUGACGGCGCUCUGUCUCCAGCGUCCUCCUUCGGAGAGAGCCCCUCCCUCACCAGCCCGGGAGGCUCGGGCCAAUCACCGAGCGAGAAGCAGCGACCCAAGCGGCCGGCGCUGGUCCCUCCCAGCGCCAAGCGAGCACCGCGCCCCCAGCACGAGCCGGCGCUGCGGGAAGAACCCGACGAGACGCCGAGCGCGGCUCGAUCCCCGGAGCCCCCCGAGUCUCCGGCGAACGACGGCGGCGACGCCGCCGUCGUCACGGCCCUGGAGUCCGGGCAGAGCCUCCGGCUCCCGCGCGUGCGGGCGAAGCCGGCGCCGGGCGCUUCCUCGUCCUCCGACGCCGCCGCCGCCGCCGCCGCCGCCGCCGCCUCCUCGUCCGACGACUCCGAAGCGGAGGGGGCGAACGACGAGCCGGCGACCUACGACCCCAUACGGCUGCCGCGCCCCACGCUGCGGAGCCCCAGUGACGCGGCGCCGGCGGGCGCCGAUGAGGACCGCCGCGGGAAGCUCCCGCACAGGAGCUCGUCGGAGAUCGGAGGCCGCUUGCCCUUCGCGACGGCGCGCAGCAAGUCGCUGCCCAGGGGAUCGGACCACCUCGUCGCGCCGGCGGGGCGGGCCGGCGCUUGCGAUGCCGUGGACGCCGGGGAGGCCGAGGGGCGGGGCGGCACGCGGCAGGGGGGCGGCGGCGGCGUUUCCCAGAAAGUGGCGAAGCGCGGGCGCGCGAGGACUCAGCGCCCCGUCUCGGCCGUGGAGCCGAUGAUCCGCGCCGCCUCCAUGCUCUCGGAGGCGCCGUCGGGCUGGCCGGAGCUUGCCGCGGACGGCGGGGACGGCACGCGCCCGUUCGGGGUCAAGCUGCGCCGCACGCCGCAGUCGCAGUCCUUCUGCCGGCAGCAGCAGCAGCAGCAGCAGCAGGACGGUGGCCGGCUCCGGGCGAGCAGCGAUGGCAUCAAGAGCUUCGGCACGGUGGCCGCCGUGAGGGAGGGCAGCGAGGCCGAGGAGGGGGCGAGCGACUUGGCGCGGUGCGGUGGAGGAAGCAGGACUCCAGGAGCCUCCGAUGUCAGGUCCAAUCCCGACGGGAGCAGCGACCCGUCCGGCUCGGACGACCGCAGCCCCACGGACGGCUCCCCGCCGUGGCGCUCGCUGGCCGAGAGCAAGGCCCGCACGUGGUCCGACCUGGAGCAGCAGGAGACGAUCGCCAUCCUGUGACGACGUGCCGUGGGCGCCCGGGGUUCCGCCGCCGAAUCGCGAGGAGGAGAAGAAGCGGCGAGGGAGGCGGCGGUGCGGCGGAACGAGGCUGAUGGGAGUUGACGUCGGCCAGAUUUUUUUUGUUGUUACCCCCCCCCCCCCCUCCCCCCGACGGUCGCUCCGCUUGCGACCGACGGACAGACGGACGGACGGUGCUCGAUGUGGGGACCCACGUAGCCACCGCCAGCCCCGCGCCGGAGUCGCAUUGAACGUUCGUGAGCUUUUUAGGCCCCUACGGCGAUGCCGCGCGUCUGUCCGCGACGCGGAUUCCCGUCGCGAAACUUCGCGCCCGGGUCGGAACGGAUCGCCGGGAAUCUCCCGGCACCCCCGGAGUUUCCUCGCUCCGGCCGCCGAGCCGGGGAUGCCCGGCAACGCGAGGCCCGUCGGCCCCAACGGUCUCUGCCCCCCCCCCCCACCGACCCGAGUCGUUUACGCUCCCGGUUUCAUUUUAUUUUUCACUGGCCGGAGCAAUUGCCCGCCUUGUUAAACUGGGAAAUAAGAAAAGUCAACAGCAGGAAAGGCAAACAGCGACGGGUGUUUGCUCGGCACGCAGGAGGGCCGCGUGCACGCGGCCCUCCUGCGCUAUCUUAAGACGUCGCGGGCGGUUUCCUUUGCUCGAGUUCGCCGCUCGACUGCUUAAAAAUUUAUGGAGCCCCCCCACGCACGCCACCCCCCCACCCCACCGCGUUUUUGGACGGCCCCAGGGGCUACGAAGUCGCCUGCAUCCCUCGGCACGAAUUGCUUUUGCAUUUUUAAUUCUUGUUGUUUUUUCCGCUGCUGUUGCGCUCAUUUUAUUGUUGUUUUUUUUAAACGAAUAUGCGCGGACGAUGUCGAAGUUGGUGAAGUACAUAACCUAGGGGGCUGGGGGGGGGGCCGAGGUGGGGGGGGGGGUGAAAGCUCCGAGUGGAGGGGUGCAGCGUACGGCUCGUCAGUUAAUUGGUGUAGAGGGCAGAGUGGCUUACAGCUGCCGGCCCCUCUGCUACCCGAGUGGUUUCCACGACUGUAGAAGCUCCGUCACCUUGCUCAAGCGGCUCUCUUCCCGACGUGAAGCCUGGCGAAGAGACCUGGCAAGGGGCCCGAGAGAUCUCCACGCCUCGAGGGUCAUUCGGAAACGGCCAAUUUUUGUGUCUUGGCGACGCUGGCGAGACCACUGUCGCGUCUGACGCCCCCUGUUGUCUGGAGUCCACUUCCUCUGGCCGUCCACGUGGCAGGGCUCAGGAGACCACGCCACGGCUCAGGACUCUUCUCUUCUGCCGACGACUUAACUCCAGGUUUUAUUUUAGCCGGAUCCGUCCCCCCGGCACGGCACGCCCACUAUACAUCUCGCUGUGACUGUGGCGACUACUUAGUCACGUGCCAUCUACCGGUCUACCGACGAAAUAUCCACUGAUUAAUCAAGCCCCGACCGUCUCUCUCCCUCCCUCUGUGUGACGUCCGCUCGUUCACAUUUCAACCGUAACGUCAUCUCAACGCUCCCUCUCCCCUCUCUCUCUCUCCCCUCUCUCUCCUCUCUCUCCUCUCUCUCCCUGCGGCCUGCAAAGUGCUCUGGGUCGCUCUCUCCGCGUUCCCGUAGACGCUUCACCGUCGCCGCAUCGUGAACGGGCCUCCCGCCUCCCCCCCCGGCGCUGAUAACGACGAGGGUGGCUCGGUGUGGGGCGACCGAUGGAGCUUGGUGGAGUUCCGCUCGACGCACGGGUGAAGCAAGUGCCUUUGUACAGAAACCGCGUCUCUCCCACGGGGCGUGCUCAUCGCUAUGGCCGGCCGCGCGGCUUUCGCGGAGCGCGGCGGGUUCGCUCGCGUCCGCACGUGUGCGUAGGUGCCCGUGUACAUAACACGUGAAACGAGGAACGGUCCAAAAAGUUUUGAGAACGGCGUGUAUAUAUAUUUUUUACAAUUUUUACAGUCGCGCUUUUGAUUGCACUUGUUUUUCUAUGAUGGCGUCGCUAUGGUUACGAUUGCAUUGAGGAAAAUAUAUAUGUGUACACUUUGGCUUGAACCGUAAACGCUACCGUCGGAUCGCUGUGACUUUUUCGCGAAACUUUUUGGCUGUCCGUCUACUUCUUGUUUUUUUUUGCCUGUGGUUCGUUUUGGCCCAAUGAAUGUCGCUGUCGCUCACAACCGGCGGUCGGUUCGUCAAUUGCCCGGUCGGUCGGUCAGUUGGUCCGUCAAUUGCCCGCUAAGUCGGUCGGUCCAUCAAUUGCUCGGUCGGUCCCACCACUGGAUGUAGCUAUAAUGGCCACCUCGCUUUGCACAACGCGGCUCCAACCCGCUCACUAAACGCGUGUUCGCACGCCGCUGUAGCCGCGGCCGUAACCGCGGCUGUCCCUGUCGGGCUGUCCGAGCUGGGAACCCCCUCGUCGUGUUCCCGUCCCAUCUCCAUGUGCCUUACCUGGCGGCAAGACAACCCCCACCUGCUGUCGAAUCAAAAUAAACGGGGAGCGCACGACGUGCGUGCCGGCACCUACGGGAGUGGCGUCGUCUUCCCGCACGCCUACACCCACCCGCUCGCUUGCACUUCACUUCCUUAGGGCAGCGUGGAAACGCACUGGCGUUGAAUCGCGUUUCAACUUCUUUUUUUUUUCAACCGAUCCGAGGGGGCAGCAGCAGCAGCAUCAGCAGCAUCGUCAUUAUCGUCAGCAGCAAGCAGCAGCUGGCGCAGCGUGGGUGACGGCGACGCCGCCAACGUGGUGCGUGGAUGGCGUCGUCGGCGAUGCCGUUCAUCGGUUUGGACUUGGAAUCGCAGUUUUGGCGACUCUUUGAUCUUCCAUUCGUUGAAGGCGCACGCGUAACUCUCACGCCGUGCGCGAGCGCUUGCCUCCCCUCGCACGUUGGUUCUUUACCGAAAGAACCAAGAACAUGAGGGUCCUGUCAAGUCUUCUGUCAGUAGGGGUGCGAUGGUUGCUCUCUACGUCUAAGCCCACGCGAGUGAUUUGUGGGUAAUUUGACAAAUCUGGACCAUGAGGCCGGCACACAAUGGCCUCCCCUUGCGUAUGACGUCACGGGAUCUUUAGCGUUCACUGUGAAGCUGACGGCGCGUGGUAGCCGCAAGCUAAAUACGCCCCGCGGCGAGAACCGGGGCAGCCGCUGGAACCGAACCCCGAACGUGUGACCGCGAGGCCACGCCACCGCCGGUACACCGCCCCAUCUGCAUUUUGCAUUUGUCUAACCCUCCUGGACCUACCUGUACUCACCUGCACUCACCUGGACCCACCUGAACCAACCUGGACCCAUUCAAGCACUCGCCCGGACCCGGCCGCACCAUGGGUGCUCCUUGCCGAUGUUCCCAGCUCCGCCGCCGCCCGCCAGCCCCCGUACCUGCGCGCCAACCUGCGCGCCUACCUGCCUGCCUACCUGCGCGCCUACCUGCGCUUGCCGCCCGCACUAAUUUCACGCGGUGGACCCGUACGUAUUGACCUGUAUCGAGUUGACCCGAAUUCGCCACUAUUUUAUGCAAACGUCAUAAACGUGUUCGUUCCUCA